UCAUGAUUCACAUUUAGCAGGAAGUGGACAUAUUCUUGCCAGUGAUAUUGGUAUAACUUCAGGUCUUGAUGAUUUUUUUGGAUUAAAUGAACCUGAAUUUAAGGACAAAACAAGUGACAAUGAGAAUGCAGGUGUUAUAAAUGAUGAUAAAUUUUAUAUAUCUUUUACAGACAGUACUACAGAAGAUGUUCCAAGUAAUUCAGUCAAUGACUAUGAUCCAUUCAAUUUGUUAACUGAUAAUCAUGAGAUGAAUGAAAAUGUGAAUGCAUUUGAACCAUUAAUUGGGAACAAUAAACAAAAUGAAAUAAAUGACAAUGAUCCAUUUGAAAAUCUUACCAAGUUUGAUGAAAUAAAGGACAAUGUGACUGAUGCUUUUUCUACUGAAGAUAAAAUUGACAGUUUAAAUAGCAGUGAUAAAUAUAAUUUUUUCAGUAAUGAUGAAAAGGAUCAUGUAUAUAAUGGUGCGAGUUUUCCAGAACAGGAGAAUUUGCUUACAAUCAGUUCAAUGCCAGUUGAAAGUGUUUCUUCCAUUGAAACUCCUGUUGAAGAAACUGUGUCUGGAUUUUAUGAGAUAAAUCCUGAAAUAAACACUGGUGAACAUGUCAAAGAGUUUAUAAGCAAUUCUGUUUGUGACACUAAUUUAGGUGAUAUGGAAACAGGGUUUUAUGUGGUUAACUCUGAAGAAAAUGAUUUGAAAGAGACUGUCAAUUUUUCAAUUGAAAAAUUUGCUAUUGAUAAGGCAAAUGAAAUAAUCAAGGAUAUUAUACCUAAAGAUGAAAUGGAAUGUAGUGUUUCUAAACAGGAGUCAUCAGAAGCUGGUGUGUAUGAAUUCCAAGAACCUGAAAGAGAAAAUUCUGACAUUAUGGAUGAUUGUGUUGAUGUUAGAAUAAGUCAGACACAAGGCAUGGACCAUACCAGUUAUAGUGAUAACUCGUAUCAAGAAGGAAGUGGUUAUUUAGACAAUGAUGCACAAAGUGCAUUGCUUGAAACAAAAGAUCCAUCAAUAGAUACAGAUCAGACACAAAUGGACACUGGAAACAGUUACUCAUUAUUAGAGUCAUUAAACUGUGAACAAGAUGUUGGUCAAUCAAUUGAUAGUAUUGGGGAACCACGUGAUAUUAUAAACAUUGCUAAAGAACUACGGGUUGAUCAGGCUCGAGCAUCUAUUAAUAAUGGUGAAACAGUACAUGCAAAUGAACAUCAGGAUGAUGUCAUUAGUGAAUACAAUGUUGUUGUUCAUGAAAAUAUUGAUAUUGUUAAUGCAGAAGAAGUAAAUUUGCAUGACGAUAGCAAUGAUUUAACUACCGACAUAAAUCAAGACAAUAAAGCAAGUAUAAAAGGAAAUAAUGAUACAAUGGAAACUCUUAAUGAUGAAACUGAGGUUAAUACUAAAAUUAAUAAUGAUGACAUCCAACACACUGAGAGUGAUAUGCAUGACAGUUCCGAAAAUGAUGAUUCCCAGGGAUUUAAUGAGGUUGAAAAUGUAUGUCCUGCUGCUGAAGAAGAUGACCAUAUUGAUGAAACUGGUUUUGAUCCUUCUGAGCUGAAAAACAAGCGUUUUAUGAUGAAAACUGGACCCGGCAUGCCUCAGAUAAGUAUUGAUUUAGCAUCCAGUGUAGAAAGCAGUCUGUCAAAUGAUAGUGACAGGGAAGCUUUUAUUGAAGUUGAGGCUGAACUAACAAGUGAUUUUACUGAAGAUGAGACUGAAAUACAUCAAACAUGCAAUGAGAGGGAUGAUGAUGAUGCUGAUGAUAAGGAAAAUAUAAGACCAAACAUGAACGACGCUGAAAGUUGGAUGAAAGUUGAUACUGUGACUCCAGCAAUUGAUAUUAAAUUCGAUUCUGAAAACAAAUCAGGAUCUCAGAGAGAAUUGAUUUUAAAUGAUUUUGAUGCUGAGAUUCAAGGUACUGUUCUACAAAAUAUUUCCAUUGGGAGUGCAUUCUCUCCUUUAGAAAGUCCCUGUGAGAAUGCAUUUGAGAUAGGCUACCAGAUUAACCCAUUGAUUCCAGAAUACAACAAUAAUUAUGAAGUUGAUGAUAUUGGCGAUUCAACAGAUGAGGAAAGUGGUGACUUAAAAAAGAAACCAUUUGUGAGAUUUUCUAAUGACAUUAUUACUGAUGAUCAUGAAAUUGAAAAGCUUAAAGAGCUUGCAGACAGCUUAGUAUCUGUUGCUGUCCAAGAUGCAUUGUUUGAAGUAGAAAACUCAACCUCAGAAAAAGAUGGACCUGGUGAUGAAAUAAAUACAAAAAUAUUAAAUAUUGCUGAUAAUCUUGUAAAAGAAGUUAUUACAGAAGCUAUUGAAAUUGUUGGAAACCAAGAACCAAAUACAUUUGUUGAAUUUGAAAUUGCUGAUGCAAUGAAAGAAACAGGCUUAGAAGAGGAUGAUUCAAGUGAUUCUGAUGAUGGUAGUUCAACAACAACUGAAGGCAGCUACCAAAUAGACGUGUCAGAUGAUCUUAUUCUGGACUCAUCACCAGAGAAAGAAUUGGAAGUAGAGGAGACUCACCCAUCUUCAGAAGCUGAUCCCCAACUAUCGCUGAGCAUAUCUUCACCAGACGAUGAUGUCUCUGUAGACAACUCAAGUUCUAUAAUUGACCAAUCUGACCCUGCAAUAGCUCCUAGUUUUAAGAAAAUACCGGUGGAUGGAUCAUACAGAUCAUUUUCAUUUCCUGACUAUGAAGAUCAUACCUUAACAUCCAACUCACUUGAUUCGAAUACUGGUAUAGUGUUCGAAUUUGCUAAAGGUGAAAAUGAUGUUAAUAGUAGGACAUUCAGACAAAGUUCAGGGCUGACUUUGGUUAAGCAGGAUACAAUUGUUCCUGAUAUUGUAAUAAGUACUGAAAUGUCUCCAGAGUAUGAUGUUGAAGAUAUCACAGAUUAUGGAGCUGACAUGAGCAUGUCCGAAAAUACUGAAAGCAAAGAUGAGUUAUCUGAUGAUGAAACAGAUAAAAAUAUUAACUUCGUUACAACAUAUGUAUCAUUUGUUGAGGGGGAAAUAGCUUCCAUGAAUACAACUGCUAACUUGGAAAGUCAUCUUGGAGAUGAAGCACUUGAUAAGGGUUUACCUGUUAAUGAGAUUCAAGAUGAGAUUGAAGAAGACAAUUUAGUUGAUUUUAAAUUAGAAGAUGUUACCAGGAGAACUUUAGAUCUAACCACUAAUGAAACAGAUGCAUAUUUGAUAUUGUCUAUGUCUGCUGUAAGUGAUAAAGAAGCCAAUUAUGAGGAUUCUGUUGUUGCUAACACUGUUACUGUAGACCUCAGUAGCCAAGUUAUUAGAAAGCAAUCUUUUCAAAACAAUGAUGACACCUCAGGUGAAAGUGACAAUAUUGAAGUGUUAGUAGCUUCUAGUGCACAACGACAAGAGGUCCCAGCUGAUAACUUUGAUACAUUUGAUGAUGGUAUUCAAUUGACUGGAAUGGGUGAAGAUGAUUUAAGAGAGAAUACAGGUGCUCACAUUAAAGAUAUGAUUGAAAAAGAGAACUUUAAUGAAGUAUCAAAUCAGGUGGAUUUAGGUGCAGGAUUUGUUGAUCAUAAAUCAAAUAACAAAACUGGUGAAUUUGAUGUGUAUGAUGCUGCAACAUUUUCUAAUCUUUCAGAGAAACCAAUUGAAAUUUCUGAGUAUUCAGAAAAUGUUGUUGAAAAGCAUAUUGACCACUUUGUAGAACGUUUAAACUUUGUAGAAAAGACUGAACAUGUGCAAAGUUUUGAUGAUGAAGUUUCUGAAAUUGUUGAGCAAAAACAGUUCAGUGAUGUUGUUAAAAAAGCUGAUGACAACAUGGCUGUAACUGGCGAUGUGUGGAGUUUUGUUGAAAAACCUAUUUCAAAUGUAGAACUGUUUGAUUUAAAUUUUGUUGAAAAUUGCACUGACAAUGAUUUAGCUAUUGAGAAAGUGAUUGAUAUGCCAAUUGAACAAAAGACAGUUGCUAAAGAUGAAAGUGAAGAAAUCAUAGAUGACCUACAAAUAAACAAUGGUGAAACACACAUUUCUGAAGCUCAUGAUCAGAUGUUUGAUGUUGAGAUUUUAAAUGAAGUCAUUGAGCCACAAGGUGAUGAUAUCAGAGUUGAAGAAAUUGGUAUAGAAAAUAGGUCCACUCAAGAACAGAUUAAACAAGAUCUUUUGCUGAAUACUGAAACAUAUAAUCAAUUGGUAGAUGGUUUCAAUGAAUCUGAACUUGAUAAGCUACACGAUUAUGAUGACAAAACUUACUUUACUGGAACAGAAAGUGAGACAACACAAAGCCAUGUCAUACAGGAUCUAUCUGAAGGUGCUGAAAUUCACAAUCAGUUAGUGAAUAAUGUGAAUGAGGAUAAAAGUCAUUUGUCAGGAGAUGAUGUGAACAAUGAAGACAUUACAAGAAGAGAAAAUGCUUAUGAUGAAGAUUCUACCAUUGUUGAGCAGACAAAAGAGUUCAAUGAUGUUGAAAAAGCUGAUGACAAUGUGGCUGAAACUAACAAUGUGUGGAGUUUUGUUGAAAAACCUAUUUUAAAUGUGGAACAGUUUGAUAUAAGCUUCGCUGAAAAUUGCGCUGACAAUGAUGAUUUGGCAAUUGAGAAAGUGAUUGAUAUGCCAGUUGAACAUAAGACAGUUUCUAAAGAUGAAAGUGUAGACAUCAUAGAUGACCUACAAAUAAACUAUGGUGGAACUCACAUUUCUGAAGCUCAUGAUCAGAUGUCUGAUGUUGAGAUUUUAAAUGAAGUCAUUUGGCCACAUGGCGAUGAUAUCAGAGUUGAAGAAAUUGGUAUAGAAAAUGGUUCUACUCAAGAACAGAUUGAACAAGAUCUUUUACAGAAUACAGAAACAUAUGAUCAAUUGGUAGAUGGUUUCAAUGAAACUGAACUUGAUAAGCUACAAGAUUAUGAGUUCUUAACUGACUUUACGGGAACAAAAAGUGAGACAACGCAAAGCCAUGUCUUACAGGAUCUCUCUGAAGAUGCUGAAAUUCAGAAUCAAUUAGUGGAUAAUGUCAAUGAGAAUAAAAGUCAUACAUCACAAGAUGAUGUGAACGAUGUAGCCAUAACAAGAGGAGAAAAUGCUUAUGAUGAAGAUUCUACCAUUGUUGAGCCGACAAAACAGUUCAGUGAUGUUGUUGGAAAAGCUGAUGACAAUGUUGCUGAAACUGACAAUGUGUGGAGUUUUGUUGAAAAACCUAUUUCAAGUAUGGAACAGUUUCAUGUAAGUUUUGCUGAAAAUUGCGCUGACAAUUAUUUGGCAAUGGAGAAAGUGAUUGAUAUGCCAGUUGAACAUAAGACAGUUUCUAAAGAUGAAAGUGUAGAAAUAAAAGAUGACCUACAAAUAAAGGAUGAUGAAACACACUUUUCUGAAGCUCAUGAUCAGAGUUCUGAUGAUGGUUUGUUUAAUGAAGACAUUGAGCCUCACAGUGAUGUUAUCAGAGUUGAAGAAAUUGGUAUAAAAAAUGGUUCCACUCAAGAACAGAUUAAACAAGAUCUUUUGCUGAAUACUGAAACAUAUAAUCAAUUGGUAGAUGGUUUCAAUGAAUCUGAACUUGAUAAGCUACACGAUUAUGAUGACAAAACUUACUUUACUGGAACAGAAAGUGAGACAACACAAAGCCAUGUCAUACAGGAUCUAUCUGAAGGUGCUGAAAUUCACAAUCAGUUAGUGAAUAAUGUGAAUGAGGAUAAAAGUCAUUUGUCAGGAGAUGAUGUGAACAAUGAAGACAUUACAAGAAGAGAAAAUGCUUAUGAUGAAGAUUCUACCAUUGUUGAGCAGACAAAAGAGUUCAAUGAUGUUGAAAAAGCUGAUGACAAUGUGGCUGAAACUAACAAUGUGUGGAGUUUUGUUGAAAAACCUAUUUUAAAUGUGGAACAGUUUGAUAUAAGCUUCGCUGAAAAUUGCGCUGACAAUGAUGAUUUGGCAAUUGAGAAAGUGAUUGAUAUGCCAGUUGAACAUAAGACAGUUUCUAAAGAUGAAAGUGUAGACAUCAUAGAUGACCUACAAAUAAACUAUGGUGGAACUCACAUUUCUGAAGCUCAUGAUCAGAUGUCUGAUGUUGAGAUUUUAAAUGAAGUCAUUUGGCCACAUGGCGAUGAUAUCAGAGUUGAAGAAAUUGGUAUAGAAAAUGGUUCUACUCAAGAACAGAUUGAACAAGAUCUUUUACAGAAUACAGAAACAUAUGAUCAAUUGGUAGAUGGUUUCAAUGAAACUGAACUUGAUAAGCUACAAGAUUAUGAGUUCUUAACUGACUUUACGGGAACAAAAAGUGAGACAACGCAAAGCCAUGUCUUACAGGAUCUCUCUGAAGAUGCUGAAAUUCAGAAUCAAUUAGUGGAUAAUGUCAAUGAGAAUAAAAGUCAUACAUCACAAGAUGAUGUGAACGAUGUAGCCAUAACAAGAGGAGAAAAUGCUUAUGAUGAAGAUUCUACCAUUGUUGAGCCGACAAAACAGUUCAGUGAUGUUGUUGGAAAAGCUGAUGACAAUGUUGCUGAAACUGACAAUGUGUGGAGUUUUGUUGAAAAACCUAUUUCAAGUAUGGAACAGUUUCAUGUAAGUUUUGCUGAAAAUUGCGCUGACAAUUAUUUGGCAAUGGAGAAAGUGAUUGAUAUGCCAGUUGAACAUAAGACAGUUUCUAAAGAUGAAAGUGUAGAAAUAAAAGAUGACCUACAAAUAAAGGAUGAUGAAACACACUUUUCUGAAGCUCAUGAUCAGAGUUCUGAUGAUGGUUUGUUUAAUGAAGACAUUGAGCCUCACAGUGAUGUUAUCAGAGUUGAAGAAAUUGGUAUAAAAAAUGGUUCCACUCAAAAGCAGAUUGAACAAGAUCUUUUACAGAAUACAGAAACAUAUAAUCAAUUGGUAGAUGGUUUCCAUGAAACUGAACUUGGUAAGCUUCAAGAUUAUGAUGACAAAACUUACUAUACUGGAACAGAAAGUGAGAUAACACAAAGCCAUGUCAUACAGGAUCUAUCUGAAGGUGCUGAAAUUCACAUUCAGUUAGUGGAUAAUGUGAAUGAGGAUAAAAGUCAUAUGUCAGGAGAUGAUGUGAACAAUGAAGACAUUACAAGAAGAGAAAAUGCUUAUGAUGAAGAUUCUACCAUUGUUGAGCAGACAAAAGAGUUCAAUGAUGUUGUUGAAAAAGCUACUGCCAAUGUGGCUGAAACUAACAAUGUUUGGAGUUUUGUUGAAAAACCUAUUUUACAUGUGGAACAGUUUGAUGUAAGUUUCGCUGAAAAUUGCGCUGACAAUGAUGAUUUGGCAAUGGAGAAAGUAAUUGAUAUGCCAGUUGAACAUAAGACGGUUUCUAAAGAUGAAAGUGUAGACAUCAUAGAUGACCUACAAAUAAAUUAUGGUGGAACUCACAUUUCUGAAGCUCAUGAUCAGAUGUCUGAUGUUGAGAUUUUAAAUGAAGUCAUUUGGCCACAUGAUGAUGAUAUCAGAGUUGAAGAAAUUGGUAUAGAAAAUGGUUCUACUCAAGAACAGAUUGAACAAGAUCUUUUACAGAAUACAGAAACAUAUGAUCAAUUGGUAGAUGGUUUCAAUGAAACUGAACUUGAUAAGCUACAAGAUUAUGAGUUCUUAACUGCCUUAACUGGAACAAAAAGUGAGACAACACAAAGCCAUGUCUUACAGGAUCUUUCUGAAUAUGCUGAAAUUCAGAAUCAGAUAGUGAAUAAUGUCAAUGAGAAUAAAAGUCAUACAUCACAAGAUGAUGUGAACGAUGUAGCCAUAACAAGAAGAGAAAAUGCUUAUGAUGAAAAUUCUACAAUUGUUGAGCCGACAAAACAGUUCAGUGAUGUUGUUGAAAAAGCUGAUGACAAUGUUGCUGAAACUAACAAUGUUUGGAGUUUUGUUGAAAAACCUAUUUUACAUGUGGAACAGUGUGAUGUAAGUUUCGGUGAAAAUUGCGCUGACAAUUAUUUGGCAAUGGAGAACGUGAUUGAUAUGCCAGUUCAACAUAAGACAGUUGCUAAAGAUGAAAGUGUAAAAAUAAUAGAUGACCUACAAAUAAAGGAUGAUGAAACACACUUUUCUGAAGCUCAUGAUCAGAGUUCUGAUGAUGGGAUGUUUAAUGAAGACAUUGAGCCUCACAGUGAUGUUAUCAGAGUUGAAGAAAUUGGUAUAAAAAAUGGUUCCACUCAAAAGCAGAUUGAACAAGAUCUUUUACAGAAUACAGAAACAUAUAAUCAAUUGGUAGAUAGUUUCAAUGAAACUGAACUUGGUAAGCUUCAAGAUUAUGAUGACAAAACUUACUUUACUGAAACAGAAAGUGAGACAACACAAAGUCAUGUCUUUAAGGAACUCUCUGAAGGUACUGAAAUUCACAAUCACUUAGUGGAUAAUGUCAAUGAGAGUAUAAGUCAUACAUCACAAGAUGAUGAUAACAAUGUAGACAUAUCAAGAAGCGAAAAUACUAAAACACAAAGUCAAUAUGUGAAUGAUUCGUUAUUAGAUGAUGAAACAAAGAAGAAAAUGCCUUUAUUCAAGGAUGAGUCUGACGAAAUUGAAGCUUUGAUGGAGGUUCAACCAGCAAAUGCUUAUACCAAAGAAAUUGAAGAAACUACCAAAGAAGUCUAUAAACCACUAAUAAAAGACAACUCUGAGGAUAGCGGUUUUUCACUUGGAACUCGACCAAAACAUAGAAGCAGUGAAUAUGUAACAAGGAAAGAGAUUUUCUACACAACUUCAGGUCGCAUGAGUGUCUCUAUUGACAGCAUUUUGGAUCCUCCAACAGAUCAGGAGUUGGACAUUGCUGCCAACAGCCAAGUGACCAUUGAAGAAGAGCCAAGUAUGCCGAUAGAUGGGGAUGAGGACCUGCCAACGGCUGAUCAGACCCAAGCUGAUGUUGUAGAGAAACCAUUGGUACCACAGAAGACAGGGGAAGUAACUACGCAGCCUGCUAACAAUGACAAGGUUGUGGUGAAGGAAAAAGCUAUGGAUGAGACACAGGAAUGGCAUGAGGACCCGAUACCCGGCAUGGGUCACCAGGCAGCCAUGGAAUCAGAGAGCGACUCAGAGUCUGAAUCUGAUAGCGAGUAUGGUAGGCCAGCUCGACCAGACAGCCUUCCAAAUGGAGCCAGAAAGAAGAAAAAGAUCAGCCCUGUGCGGAUGUUCUCCCCAGAUUCCACAGACGCUCUCAUAGAAGGGAUUGAUGACCUGCCGACCCCGGAUGACCUAGAUACACCAGAUGACCUUGAAGGAGAGGGCUUAGAGUGGGAGGAUGAGACUCCAAUUGACCCGACUGACACAAAGAAGAAAUUUGUAGAAUACAUGAGUCAUGACGACGAACAGGAGAAAUACGAGAACACAACCUUUAGGAAGGUUGAAAUAGCAGGAAAGGACUUCAGAGUGGACAUGAAGGUCAUUGAACCCUAUAAGAAAGUGCUUUCCCACGGAGGUUAUUAUGGAGAUGGUCUCAAUGCCAUCAUACUGUUCUGUGGUUGCUAUCUGCCCGACAGAAGUCGCAGUGACUAUCAGUAUGUAAUGGACAAUCUCUUCCUAUAUGUGAUAAGCACACUAGAGCUGCUAGUAGCUGAAGACUACUUGAUUGUGUACUUCCAUGGGGCCACACCGCGUGGACAGAUGCCGAGCUUUGGCUGGCUGAAACGCUGUUACCAGAUGAUAGACAGAAGAUUACGCAAGAACCUUAAGGCGCUGCUGAUGGUCCACCCGACACUGUGGCUGAAGACUGUGGUAUUGAUGACCAAACCCUUCAUAAGCUCCAAGUUCAGCUCCAAGCUGAGGUUUGUGAAGACUCUACAAGAGCUUGGCAAAGUGGUUCCCAUGGAAUACAUCUACGUUCCUGAUCCUGUGCAGCAUACAGAGCGAAUGCUUCAGAUAGACCCAGAUUAUCUUGAGAAGUGGGAAAAGGAGCAAAUUGGAAAGAGCAAAGAAAAAUUGGAAAAAGGGCAAGAAAAAAUGGGAGAGAAGAUGAAAAAAGAACCAGAAGAGAAAACAGGAGAGAAAUUAAAAAAGGACAUAGAGAAAAAGAGUGAAAUACCAGUGAAGAAAAAACUAUUCUCCUUUUUCAAGCGCAAGAAAUGAGUCCAUUUUGCCAUUUGAAGACUGUCAUUCUGCAAUAUUUGUGUCAUUGACAAGAAAAUGGACUUUAAUUUGAAGGCUUACUGUCUCACCUGCUACAUCAUCAUUUCCACCCCAGACUAAAUUCUUGUUUAUGCAGGCUAGACUGUUAAGGGACUGAGUCUUAUACCUACCACAUCAUUAUUGACAUCAAUGGCAACAAAAAGUCAGGUCGGCAGUUGUUUGCCUAAAAAUAGUUUUUGUUUAUCAGAAGCAAUAAGUGAGAUAGCUUUGCAUACUUCAAACUUUGUAAUACAUGUGCAAAAAUAUUUACAUCAUUACUGCCAUAACCAUGAAAAUGGCAUUUGAUUUGGUUUUGGGUUGCAGGAAAUUAUAUUGUCUCAUACGCUGUUACAGGCUGUCACAUACCACAUACAAUAUCGUCAUUAAAAUGAGCUUCACAUACCACAUCGUCAUUAAAAUGAGCUGUGCUUUGGGAAAGCAUGGCUUUAUGCAUCUGCGUAAAGUAUUGUCCCAUGUUAGCAUGUGCAGUGGGGUUUAACUGAAUUUUUCUUGUGAAGAAAUUAUCCUCUUAACCAGAUAAGCCUGUGCUGACUUCAUUAAGCCCGUGCUGACUUCAUUAAGCCUGUGCUGACUUCAUUAAGCCUGUGCUGACUUCGUUAAGCCUGUGCUGACUUCAUUAAGCCUGUGCUGACUUCAUUAAGCUAGUUUGUUCAAGACUGUGUCUGUUAUCUAAGUUACGGUGCAAACAUUAAUUUUGUCUUACAUUUGCUAAAGACUUUUUCAAAAGUAUGUACACAUCCUCUCCCGUUUAUAGCUGAUUCCUUGACAUGCGUACAUUAUCAUCUCCAACAUAAAGAAAUGGUAUUGUGAGGAAAUUAGGUAUAGGUCUUUUUUUUUAUAAAUAGUUUAGCAGCUAAUCAUGCGAUGUCCAAGUGCAAGGAAAAGCUAAUUUAAUAUGAUUGGCAUUUGUGGAAGCAUUUAUUAUCUAGAUAGAACUAUUCGAUAUGAAGUUAAUCAGGAUUUGUGGUUGACAUCAAUUUGGUAUCAUGUUUAUUAUUAAUGUUGACAUUCUUGAAAAAAAAUCUGCAAUCAAGUUGAAAACACAUUUUAUGCAUUGAAUUCUGAAAAAGGGUCUUGUUUGAAAUUGGCCUAAAUUGUAAUGUUUGAAGAUCAUUUUGCUGAUAAACAUUGUACAUUGUCCUUCACCUUAUGACUUAUUGUUAUUUAAUUUGUAUCAAUUUGUUCUCUGCCAUUCUUCAUGUGCAUGCUGUACUUUCAUUUGCAGCGUUUACACUUAUGAACAAAAAUGCUUUCAGUUUUACAGCACAGACUUUUCCUUGUAUUUUAAAUAUAAAUGGAAUGAUACACUGCUCUUAAUGUAUAUCCAUUCUGAAGUCAUCUGGGACUUGAUGAAUUGUCGUUGAGAAUGAUAUUACUGUGUGCUAUAUUUAUUGAAAAUGUAUUGGCAAUGAACUAAGUAUUCAAUUUUGUAUACAUGGUGCACAAUACACUUUCACGUGAAUGUAUAUCAGGCUUGGCAUUGGAAUAUAUCAUCAAAGCAAAACAAGGUAUGCUGAAAUGGCCUAUAAUUUAAAUAUUAACCCUUUCCCACUCAGAAGCAAAGUGAAAAUGGCUUUUGCAACCAGCAUAAAACCAGAACAGCCUGCGAGUAACUCAGUCUGUUCAGGUUUCAUGAUGUUUGCUGCUCAUCAGUAUCUAAGGGUUAUAAAUGAUGCUUUUAAAACUUGAAUUUAGUAAGAAAGGUAUUGAAUUAAAUGUAAAUUUCUAAGGGACUACCAAUGCGUCAAAAUAUGUAUCUAAGUGGUUAAGGGUUAAGAGCAAACAUGGCAGUUUCAACUUAUAGAGUUGGAAGGUAACUAACUUUUUUCUUCCAGUAAUGAAAGCUGUGUGUUCGGAUGAUGUGCAAUAUUAUAAUGGUACAGUAUUUUGUUAUUGCAUUUGCCUCUCCGUUUUCUAAUUGUGGCUUUAUUCUUUUAAGGGUUGGUGCAAACAUAUUGCAUCAGUUAUAGAAAUAUUGAUCCAGUUACAACAGUUUUUGUCAGGAUCGUCAAAAUAAGUUUUUAUAUGUAGUAAAUUGUAUAUACUUAUAAGAAUUUGUCAUUAAAUGUCUUUGUUUUUGUUAUUUUAUUCAUAUUGUUUUGUUAUUUCACUAUCUGCUGUAUAGUCUAUGUGUGAUUUUGUAAUUUUAAGUGUAUGUUUUAUUACAAAAAGUUUACCCUAUUUUUUCUUUGCUUUAUUCAAAUUAAUGUUGUUUCUUAACCAUCAUUUUUAAUAAGCAGAUUAGGUAAUACAUUGUUUAAUCUGUCAAGUGUUCGUGAUAAAUUGUAAUCAAGCACAAAAUCACCUCUUCAGUAAUGUAAACACAUUUCAGCAUUUAUUAAUGUAGCAGUAAUGUCCCUUGUACGUUUUUACAUAUUCUUGUGUUAAUGUUAGUUUUAUGUCAUUGUUAUGGUGGUGUUACUAGUUCCACGAUAACCGUAUAUUGCCAAGUCAACGCCCCUACCCCAAAUUUUCAAGCUCUCACCUCAGAACUGACCUGAAUGCCAACUGAGUAUAAAGAGUCUAAUGGGUGUUUAUUUGGGAAUAUACGGUACAUGUUGUUUUUGUUGCUGUUGUUAAUAUGGUAUUGAGAAAUUGUAAUAAACACUUUCACAAUUUAACAUGUUAUAAUUGCUUAUAUUUAAUUAUGGUUUCAUAUAUAUAUCAGAAUAAAUUUAUUGGAAAUACA
Messenger RNA from Dreissena polymorpha, 12746 nucleotides. Its product is annotated as protein PFC0760c-like. The transcript has 10 exons. Bases 248 to 9997 code for a protein of 3249 amino acids. Gene Ontology annotation, cellular component: cytoplasm. The record is from RefSeq and is a predicted model, not a curated record. Lineage: Eukaryota; Metazoa; Mollusca; Bivalvia; Myida; Dreissenidae.